Messenger RNA from Miscanthus lutarioriparius, 660 nucleotides. The record is from the annotation of a GenBank genome assembly. NCBI's taxonomy places the organism in Eukaryota, Viridiplantae, Streptophyta, Magnoliopsida, Poales, Poaceae.
AUGGCACGAAGCCACCAAAGUGCUGAUCAGGCUGACGCGGUGGUGGACAUCGCGCUGCCAGCCGUGUAUGAGACGGGGGUGACACGCGCGUACUCACACAGUCACACAUGCACAGGCAUGGUGUUCGACUCCUUGCCAAGUAGAAUUAAUUUACAAUUGCAAAAGCACUUUGGUGUAAACAAUUGCAAAGCAUCCCAACGAGGCCACGGUAUAGUUUACUAUGAUAAUUUUACUAAAAACAAGGUGUUGAUGAUAAAUCAAUACUCCACAGUGAACCAAUACACACCUGGUCUGGUGUACAAGAAUUUCACAAUAACCAAUGGGCCACAGAAUCGAGCAAUAUUAACAAGCAGAGCUGUUAAGCAGGGAAUUGAAGUUCCAUCUGGGGUUGAGAUAGCUGUGAAGAAGCUCAGACGAAUUCUAGGCGUACAAGAUAAGCAGUUUAAGAAUGAGGUCAAUCAUCUUGCAAGGGUCAAUCACGAUAAUAUAGUAAAACUAAUAGGUUACUGUGAUGAAACAAAAGAAAGACCUGUGUACGAUGAGGAUCGGCACAAGUAUGUCUUGGCUGAAGUGCAAGAGAAGCUGCUGUGCUACGAGUACCUGUCGAACGGAAGCCUUGACAAUAUAAUCUGUGGUAAGAGUGCAGCUACAUUCAAGUAA